Messenger RNA from Rhizophagus irregularis DAOM 181602=DAOM 197198, 1039 nucleotides. NCBI's taxonomy places the organism in Eukaryota, Fungi, Glomeromycota, Glomeromycetes, Glomerales, Glomeraceae. The record is from RefSeq and is a predicted model, not a curated record.
AUGUAGUACUUAAAAGAUUAGAAAAUGUUGAAAAUGCAAAUCAAAGUUGGUUUGAAGAGGCUAAAUCACAUUUAUUCUUAAGCAAUAAAUGGAAUGAUAUUGUUAAAUGUUUUGGAUUAACACAAAAUCCAUCAAAUGGAGAUUAUAUGCUUGUAAUGUAUAAUAUGGAUAUAGAUUUAAGAAGAUAUUUACAACAAAAUCAUAAUCAACUUACAUGGAAAGAAAGAAUUCAAAUUAUUGUUUAUAUAAUUAAUGCACUAUCAAGGAUUCAUAAUGAAAAUGCAAUUCAUAGAGAUUUGCAUUCUGGAAAUAUAUUAUUUAAAACUAAAUUUUUUAUUAAACAGUAUAUACGGAAAUCUUCCUUAUAUAGCGCCUGAGGUUAUUAUUGGAAAAGAACAGACUUUUAAAUCUGAUAUUUAUAGUAUCGCAAUACUUAUGUGGGAAAUUUCAUCUGGACAACCACCAUUUAUUAAUUAUGAUCAUGAUUAUGAUCUUGCAAUGCAUAUUGUUAACGGUAUAAGACCAAAAAUUGUACCAGGAACUCCUUCAGAAUAUAAAAAUUUAAUGAAACAAUGUUGGGAUGCUAAGACCACACAAAUUCAAUUUUUCGGUUCACGUAAAUUGAAAUUUAAAAUCGACCCGGGGACCCGGGGUUUAUUGUUUAUUAGUAAAAAAAAGUUUAUAUAUAAAAUCGUGACAUUUGAUUGGUUGACUUUUAAAAGGGAGGAAUUUAUUUUCGCUCUAGAAGUUCUCAGCCGCGUGAUAAACUUACCCACCAAUAAAUUUACGUCCUGAUCACGUGAUAAAUUUUUUUAUAUAUAAACUUUUUUUUAUUGAAAUUUGAAAAAGUGACCCGGCCGGGUGAAGUGAACCGAAAAUUCGAAUUUGUGUGGCCUAAUCCAUCAAAAAGACCUAAUAUUUAUAUACUUUGGAAAAAAUUAAAUGAAAUUAAAUUAUUUUAUCAAAAUAAAUCAGAUGAACUAGAAGAAAAUAAUAGUUUCGAAAUAGAAAAUUAUACUAGCAGUAGCAAACUAUUUAC